GGACCAUCAGUGCUACCGCACGCCAUCCUAUCAAAAUCAAUUCGGUCUACGCUGCAAUUUUCUUUUUUCCGUCGUUAGUAUAUAAACUGAAGUUCGAAGGGAGGAGGUUUACUCCGCGAGGUGAAUUUUGCGAAGAAAUUCGCGAUGGCGAGCACGGGCGACAACGCAACCUCCAUGGAAUCGUCGAAAAGGUCCUUGGACCUCGCGAGGAAGGAGCUGCGGUCGUUAUUGGGGAAAAUGGACGAGCUGGAGCUUCCCGUUCGAGCGUGGCGGCUGCUUGGCGCGCGUUCUCGAUUAAAACCGAUGAAGCUACGCGCGAGGCACCUGUGGAUCUUGCUGAUCGCCACGUGGAUGACGGUGCAGGUCGCACGGAACCGCGUGCAGACCUAUCGCCAUAGCAAGUGCUUGAUAACGGCGCCCUCGUUUACGCAAAAAGUUUUCCGACCGCCAGAAGACUGCUCGAUCUGCCAGGACGUUCAACAGGUUGACAAGCUCUCCGCCAUCGAUCCAACGAUUUUCGAGCAACGCUACGCGUAUUCCGGCAAGCCGGUAGUGAUAACGGACGCGAUGAUGAACUGGACCGCGCCUAAGGUGUUCUCCUUCUCGUUUCUCAAGACUCUCUAUCACGGCGAGGACGCCAACUGCCAGUUCUUUCCGUAUAAGACGGAAUUUCACAGCCUGCAGGACGUCUUCGACAUGAAUGACAGUCGAGCCACGAUGGAGAAGGGCACGAAGCCUUGGUAUGUCGGAUGGAGCAAUUGCGAUGACAAAAUCGGCGCUAUAUUGAGACAGCAUUAUCAGCGACCGUAUUUCCUGCCUGCCACUGCCGAAAGCGAGAAAACCGACUGGAUUUUCAUGGGGAGCCACGGAUACGGCGCCCCGAUGCAUGUGGACGACGUGGAGCAUCCCUCCUGGCAGGCGCAGAUAAAGGGUGAAAAAUUGUGGAUUUUGGAGCCGCCGCGCGAGUGUCAUUAUACGUGCAAGAGGUUAGAAGUGAUAGUGCAGCCCGGCGAAAUAAUCGUUCUGGACACGAACAGAUGGUAUCAUCAGACGAAAAUCGUAUCCAAGGAUAUGAGCAUCACCAUCGGAGCCGAGUACGAUUGAAACUUACGGAUUAAUAUAAUUGUGUGCUACUCAUUAAUUAUACCGAUACUCGUUCGUUAUACUGAUAAUAAAUGUAAAAUAAUUCGCGCGAUAAGCCGAAC
This is a messenger RNA of Odontomachus brunneus, 1205 nucleotides long. RefSeq lists its product as uncharacterized. NCBI's taxonomy places the organism in Eukaryota, Metazoa, Arthropoda, Insecta, Hymenoptera, Formicidae. The record is from RefSeq and is a predicted model, not a curated record. Bases 145 to 1104 code for a protein of 319 amino acids. The transcript has 7 exons.